Suillus clintonianus is the source of this 1017-nucleotide messenger RNA. RefSeq lists its product as uncharacterized. The transcript has a single exon. Lineage: Eukaryota; Fungi; Basidiomycota; Agaricomycetes; Boletales; Suillaceae. Bases 60 to 737 code for a protein of 225 amino acids. The record is from RefSeq and is a predicted model, not a curated record.
AUUACCCUCUCGAUCACCCAGCAACCACACCCCCUCGCGUCGACACCGUUAUCCUUCCCAUGCCGUAUCUCGCCCACGUACUGGGCACUCGCUGGUCCAUCCCUAAUGCCCUAGGAGAUGGUAACCUCCUACUCGUCAGCGACAUCGUCAAGCUCUACGUCGAGCAUGAUACUCACCUGCGCGCGGGAACGGUCUCCUCGCUGUGCACCCCCAUCGGCUACGACGAGUUCGUCCUGGCAUUUAACAAUCAGCAGCUCAAUAAUACCCUACCAGAAAGACUCACCUUGGCUGGUCCUAAUGGGCCCCAGAUAUCUGGUCCUGCACCCACCAUCCAUGACCUAGUUGGACCCCUCCCAUCCAUCCCACAGCCCACCAACCCAACCGCGCACGCGCGCAUUCCAGAAGGUGGGCGCUACUUGACGCCUCAACGGGCGGAGCUGAUGGAGGAAGCGCUGUGGAUGUCGUUGGAAUCCACUAAGCGCAAGAGGGAGUGGAGGGAUCGCGCAAUCGCUGACCGGAAGUCCAAGAGAGCUAAGGGCUGGGUUAGUGGGCAUCAUGACAGAAGGGAGGGUGCUCACCAGGACCUCGCCUUGGAGGCGCCUAACGAUAAUUCGUUGGCUCAGGCUUCUGGUUCAACUGCUAGUACCAGCAGUACCGGACAGGGGCUCGGGAUGGAUAUUGAUGGCGGGAACGGAACCUCCGCACGUGCUAUUGAAAAGAAGAAGAAAGUUGCUUGAAGGGCGUGCAAGAGCUGACAAAUAACGAUGACGAAAUCAGCUGAACAGCGGAUGAGCGCUUAUGACAGCGGAGAAGCGCGUAUACCAUUUUGACUUGUGAUUGUUGUUUCUUAUUUAUCACGGGCUUCAUACUAAAUACCUACUUAAGUAGUAUACCCUUGUACUGAAGCCCUAGUUCUUUUCCAAUCAACCCAGACUUUUGCUUGGCUAUUGCGUUGUGGGAAGACUCUUCUUACCUUGUGCCGAUUACUCAAGCAUUACCCUUCGAGCAAGCGUCACA